This is a messenger RNA of Drosophila grimshawi, 1509 nucleotides long. RefSeq names its product RCC1-like G exchanging factor-like protein. NCBI's taxonomy places the organism in Eukaryota, Metazoa, Arthropoda, Insecta, Diptera, Drosophilidae. The transcript has 2 exons. The record is from RefSeq and is a predicted model, not a curated record. The coding region runs from base 74 to 1441 and encodes 455 amino acids.
UUCACACCAUUGCAAUGUGAUCAGUGCAUUUGGCUUAUUUAUUCAAAAUACCGCUAACAAGAUAAGCUUAAGUAUGUUACAUAGCGUGAAAGCGGUAACUCAUCGUCUGGCCCGUCAGUACACAGCAAAAGCGAAUCGAAGCAUCUUGUCACAGGACAUAAAAAAAAUUAAAAAUUAUGAGCCAAAGAUCUCGGGCACGCACGCCAAUCGGGUCUAUGUGUGGGGCUUCCAGGAGACUGGUGCCCUCGGUCUACAGACGAACGUGAAGAAGGCUCAGGAGCGCUACACAGAAAUGGUUCAUCAUCCGACACGGCUGCAGUUCUCCAACAACAAUGAAAUAACGGAUGUAACAGCCGGCUACGGAUUUACGGCGUACGCCGUAAAGCGUUCCGAUGGCGAGACUCUGUUUGGUAGCGGACUCAACACAGACUCACAACUGGGCUUUCAGGUCAAGGGCAAUAGCAAGGAUCCCGCCAAUCUGGAUGUCAUCAUUUAUCCCACAGCCAUAAAACUGCCCAGGGAGCAGGGCGAAACGGAUGAGGAUAUGCAGGUGCGCAGCAUGUCCUCGGGUCGAGCCCAUCUCGUUGUGGUCACACAAAAUGGCACCGUCUUCACCAUGGGCAACAAUUCGUAUGGCCAAUGUGGACGCUCCAUCAUCGAGGAUGAGCGCUAUACUGCAAGUGCCCUAAUAAAUCGAAUACCCCAGGCGGACAUCUGCGGGGCAGAGGAUGAAAUUGUUGCCGUUGAGUGCGGCCAGGAUCAUAGCUUGUUUCUCACCAAGUUGGGGCGAGUCUACAGCUGCGGCUGGGGCGCCGAUGGGCAGACAGGACAGGGAAACUAUCACACAGCUGGACAGAUCACGCUGAUUGCCGGCGACAUUGAAAAGGAGCGCAUUGUGCGCGUCGCUUGCUCCUCGGACUGUGUGCUGGCGUUGAACGAGCAGGGCGACAUCUUUGGUUGGGGCAACUCGGAGUAUGGUCAGCUGGAUGAUUCGGUUGAUGCCGAGACACAGAUCUGCACACCAAGAGCUCUCACGCUCACCAAGGGCAUUGGCAAAGUGAAGGAUGUGGCUGCCGGUGGCUCCUUUUGUAUGGCACUCAAUGAUCAGGGUCUUGUCUACACCUGGGGCUAUGGCAUCUUGGGUUUUGGGCCAACCGUGGAGCAGUCGUCGAAGCCACAGCAUCUCCUCCCACCAUUGUUUGGACGCAAUGAUUUCAGUAAUGCAACAACUGUGAUUUCCAUUGGAUGCGGUGUCUUUCACAUGGGCGCUGUGAACUCCGAUGGUGAUUUGUUUAUGUGGGGCAAGAAUCGCUUUGGCCACCUCGGUUUGGGCCACAAGAAAGAUCAGUUCUUUCCCUUCAAGGCGGCCAUCAAUGGCAAGGUGACAAAGGUGGCCUAUGGAGUGGAUCACACGAUAGCCUUGUGCAGACCACAUAUAUAGAACCAAAUGUAAAAUGUACAAUAAUCGCUCGAAAAUUAAAACGCUCCCAGAGCUGAUUCUAAUUUAAA